AUGGCGGCCGCCGGUGCUAGCGAGACGUAUGACGUAGAUAUGGACGCUGCGGAACAGCCGGGGACCCCGGAAGGCAGCGAACAAGUCCCAGAACGCGAGAAACUCGGGUUUGCAGUUCUCGACUACGUCAACUCCAUCAGGUUCAAGCAUGGCAUACGCUCGGACGAUUACGGGCGCUACCACGCCUACUGCUCCAAGCGCCUGCGCAUACUGAGGCGGCAGGGCCGCAAAACGCUCAUCAAACCAAACAAAUACGUGAAGGAUGAGAUCGACGAGGAGAACGUGAAUGCGAGGUCCCUGGAGAUCCUCACGCUUACCGCGGAGCGCUGCUGGAGCCAUGCCAUGGAGCUGAAGUCACAAUGCGAGUCGUCGCAAACUUCAGGUCCUACGGAGCGACACCAUUAUGUGAAGCGGUUUGAGCGGGCGUUCAAAACUGCGUCGCGGCUGGAGGCGCUGUGCCACAAGUUCGGCGACAUGAACAGCAUCAACAAUGCUAGGGUGUACCGGAACUUCAUGGAGGGCAACGUGCACUUCGAACACAAGCGAUUUGCGGAUGCGUACGCCAGCCUAUCGUCUUACGCGAAUGUCAUGGAGCAGCGCAAAAGGUCGCACCAGGACGACCGCGUGCUUCAGGAGGCCUACGCCUCGCAGCUCAGCAACGUCAACGCUGUGAUCAAGCUUUGCUCGUUCCACAUGCGGGCUUCCGGAGUUACCUCGACGGCCAAGCAGCCUGCGCGUGAGGACGAUCCGAACGCCGAGCUCAUCUCCAUAGUUUCAGACGACUCCGGCAAUCUGGCGGUGUACUGCAGGGGCUCCCAUGUGAACGUAACGUCGCAGUUCCUGCUGCAGCAGUUGAUGGACGCGAUCAAUGCCACGCAGAAGCUGGUUGUGACGGAGGAGGUUCUCACACGACUGGUCAACGCAGGCGAUGUGGAUGCAGCUCUGAAAGCUGAACUCAUUGACGCCUUCGGCACUGAAGCGCUGCUAUCGUCGUACGAAGACAUCAUGAUGCCCAUAUCGGAGGUCAUUGACGCCAUACAUUCCGAAAUGAUGUCAUCUAUGGACAACCAGGAGGCGUUGCGGCAGGUGGAAGGUGAGUACCAGUCACAACUCCCCAAAACUCAAUGCUCUGCAGGUGUCGUAACGUACGUGAAGACUCUCCUCGAGAUGGAGAAGUGUGCCCUGGUGCAGGUCAUGACGCUGCACACGAUAUUCCACGAAAACGGCACGGUCGACAAAAACUCCGGCCUGCCGGACUGUGGAGAGGCGCUGCGGUUCGCCCACAUGCUGAAGCAGCAUAUCACCACCCUCAUGGGCGACUCCAAGAUGGGUCAGAUAUUCCGCAUGCCGCAGGAGGUUACCAAAACGGUUAACGGAUUGCUGCUCGGCAUGCACAAACUGGCAGCCGGCGAGCACAACGACGGAAUGGCACUCAUGAACUGGGCCAACACAAGGCUCCAGCAGCAUAUAGAGCACCCCAAGAAGCAGCAGACGCUGCUCAUAUGGCGCACUCUCGUGUGCUUCCAGCUGCUGCAGAAAACUGCACAGCUCUGUGCGGCACGGUUCUACAAGCGGACCGUGGCCAUAUACGCGCGGCACGUACUGCAGCUGAACGACAAGGACAAAGGCGACGAAACGCUCGAUUACAUGGCCAUAUUCGGCAUGGAAAAGCGCCUCCUUCCUUCGAGGCCGAUACUGCUCGACCUGGCGUACAUCCACCACCAGCCACCCCAAGUGGGCAAGAAGAAGUCGUUCAUCGGCAACGUGAAGAGCAUGUUCAACUCGUUCUGGCAGUGA
Babesia ovata is the source of this 1797-nucleotide messenger RNA. Its product is annotated as signal recognition particle 68 kDa protein. Gene Ontology annotation, biological process: SRP-dependent cotranslational protein targeting to membrane. Gene Ontology annotation, molecular function: 7S RNA binding; endoplasmic reticulum signal sequence receptor activity; signal recognition particle binding. Lineage: Eukaryota; Apicomplexa; Aconoidasida; Piroplasmida; Babesiidae. The transcript is spliced from 4 exons. The record is from RefSeq and is a predicted model, not a curated record. Bases 1 to 1797 code for a protein of 598 amino acids. Gene Ontology annotation, cellular component: signal recognition particle, endoplasmic reticulum targeting.